Messenger RNA from Symbiodinium natans, 1677 nucleotides. The record is from the annotation of a GenBank genome assembly. NCBI's taxonomy places the organism in Eukaryota, Dinophyceae, Suessiales, Symbiodiniaceae.
AUGGAGGUAGAGCGUCUGCUGGAUGUGGAAAGUGGCAGGCCAGUCGUUCGCCGACCAUGGAUGCCUCGGCUGGCCAUGGGCAUGGCCACGCUGGCAACGAUGGCUGCUCUUGCCUUGGUUCUCUAUGUGGGAGCCCAUGGCGGCCUGGUUCCAGGCAACAUGCAGCAGCUGCAACGCAAGUGGUGGACUCCUUGGGAGCAGGCGGCGGACGUUGUGCUGGGAAUCGACAUGGGGACGACUCACAGCUCCAUGGCUGUCUACAAGGACCAGGAUGAGAAGGUUGAAAUCAUCGAAAACAACGGCAAGCCGUUGACCCCGAGCUAUGUGAGCUUUGCCGGCAAGGACCCGUGCACUGGCGAGGCUGCAAAGGACAAGGUCAUGGAAUCUCCAACACAGAGCCUGUACAACGUGAAGCGCUUGAUGGGCCGGGACUUCAAUGAGCGAGCAGUGCAGGACAUGAUCAAGGUCGUUCCCUACAAGAUCGUGGACAAGUCCGGCAAGCCUGUGAUAAGCGUUAACGAUAAGGACCGGACACCUGAGGAUGUGUCCUCCUUGCUCCUCUCAGAUAUGAGGGCGGCGGCUGGGAGACAUCUGAACCAGGAGGUGAAACAGGCCGUGAUCACCGUGCCUGGCUACAGCAAUGAUGCUCAACGCCGGUCCAUAAUGGCUGCCGCCAAGAGUGCGGGCUUCACCGACGUCCAGCUCGUCAAUAAGGGCGCGGCGGAUGCCGUCGAUUAUGCUUUCAACUUCGCGAGAGGGGAUGAGAAGCUGAUCUUGGUCUAUGACCUUGGAGGGGGCACCUUCGAUGCUACCCUGGUCGAUUGGAGUGGAGACGGCCUCCUAGAGGUUUUGGCGACCGCCGGAGACACCGCUCUGGGGGGAGAGGACUUCACUGAUUUGACUACCAAACAUCUUCUGGCGAAGUUCAAAGCCAAGCAUCACAAGGACAUGGGCCCGCACUCCACCCAGGCCUUGCGCAUCAAGGUCGCGGAUGCGAUCCAGGCCUUGAGCUCCCGUCAUGAGGCGCUCAUCCAGAUGGACGUGGAUGGGGUGCACUUCAAGGAGACCCUCACGCGCGACAAGUUCGAGGACCUCAACAUGCACAGUUUCAAGGGCACCUUGGACCCCAUCAAGAAGGUCUUGAAGGAUUCGGGUAGGUCCGCGAGUGAGGUGGAUGAGAUCGUGCUGGUGGGCAGCUCCAGCCACAUCCCCAAGGUGAAGCAGCUUGUGAAGGACAUCUUCCACAAGGAGCCGAAGAUGGCUUCUCCCACGGGGGCGAGGGCAAAAGGUGCUGCGCUCGUGGGGGCUCUCCAUCGCAGUGACUUGCUCGUCCUAGAAAGGAUGCCCUUGACGGUGGGCUUCGAGGAUGUUGGAGGGACCAUGAAGCGCUUGAUUCCGCAUAACUCGGUGGUCCCGACAAAAAAAGCUCAAACUUUCAAGACCUAUGCCCCCAGCCAGCCAACAAUAAACAUCAGGGUCUUCGAAGGGGAAAGGGCCAGACCCAUAGACAACCACUGCCUGGCCGAGUUCGACGUGACGAACAUCCCACCAGGACCGGCCGGCAAGCAAAUCGAGGUCGACUUCGAGGUGGACAAGAACGGCAUCCUGACGGCAAAAGCAGCGCACGAUGCGAAGGAGCUUGUUGUAAUGAGGAGGGGCUGCAAAACAAGAAGAUGA